Onychostoma macrolepis is the source of this 2699-nucleotide messenger RNA. RefSeq names its product solute carrier family 22 member 7-like. Lineage: Eukaryota; Metazoa; Chordata; Actinopteri; Cypriniformes; Cyprinidae. The record is from RefSeq and is a predicted model, not a curated record. Bases 846 to 2495 code for a protein of 549 amino acids. The transcript has 10 exons. Gene Ontology annotation, molecular function: transmembrane transporter activity. Gene Ontology annotation, biological process: transmembrane transport.
UGAUGGAUGUCUAAAAUAUUAAAAUAAGGAAAAGCCUUAAACAGGCCCGAUUACAAUUUCCGGUUUCUUUUUAUAAUUCUAUAUAAUUUAAAAAUAAAACACAAAUUAUAAUGGCAUAGGCUAUAUGUAAAACUUUCUCCUGUAAUUGUAUAGCUGCUUAUAUUUUCUGAUUUUUGUUACUCUGUUCUGAAUACCUUAAAAUUUAAUAGAUUUACUGCAACGCAAUUUUGUCUGAUAUGUGAAUUAUUUAACCUAUUAUUUUUUUAAUCCAUGCAGCAAACACUUUAAAAACAUCUUUAAAAAUUACUUUAUUGCAUUCCAGAUGCUUUUAAAGAACUUUUCACUAUAAAUUUUACGGGUAGCCUAGCUUGAAUGUAAAACAAUGUCAUGAAUUCGUUGUAUUCCAAUUUGUAAAAUAGCCUAAUUAAUAGGCUAACCCGAUCUCAUGAUAAAGGUGUGUAUAGCACGAUUUUCUGUUUUUAUUUGGCGUCAUAUUUAUGACUUAAAUUGACUUUGUUGUGCAAAAGACAGAUAAAUUCAUAAUUAAUGGCAUGGCUGGUUCAGUCGACAGAGAUACGGGACACAUAUAGCUACUAACUGCUGAAAUGCGUACAGCCCACAGUCUAUGGUACAGCCAUACACCUGCAGGCGCCACUGCACACGCACACACACACACACAUUAAACACAAACAUACAACCACAGCAGUUUUUGUUUAAUGACCAAAGUACAAAAUGCAUCUGACUUCCAGUUACCUUAACCUUUGUUAUCCCAUAAAAAAAACUCACCACAUAAACCAGGGAUUUUGUGGAAGACACUGAGGAAAGUCAGUGAAUCAACAAAAAGCAUGAAGUUCGAAGAUCUAAUUAUGGAGAUCAAUGGCUUUGGCAGGUUCCAGAAGAUGAUGCUUUGCAUCAGUUUUGUAGGACGAUUCACUAUACCGUGUCACCUUCUAUUAAGCAACUUUAUCGCUGCCAUCCCGUCUCACCACUGUGAUAUCAGUUCUCUGGAUGCAGAGGGAAUCUUUGGGAAUCUGAGUCGGGAGGAGAAACUGACUGUCAGUAUACCAACUCGAGAUGAUGGAACUCCUGCUUCUUGUCACAUGUUUUCUUAUCCUCAAUUUCAUCUGUUGACAAACUCCUCCAGCAGUACAGAACUUCCAGUAGUCCAGUGCCAGAAUGGAUGGGAGUAUGACAACAGCACGUUCAUCAGCACUCUUGCCACACAGUGGGAUCUGGUAUGUGAUAACAAAGGUAUGAAUAAAGCUGUGACCACCAUCUUCUUUGUUGGAGUGAUGUUUGGAGCAGCUUUUUUUGGAGGCAUGAGUGACAGAUUUGGCCGUAAACCAAUGCUACUGGUCUCCUAUAUAUCAGGAAUGGCUUUUACAUUGGCCAGCAUCUUUUCUUCCUCCUUCAUCAUGUUUGCAGUGUUGAGAUUCUUUAGUGGAUUCACAAUCACCGGCAUUGUUACGGUCACAACUGUGCUCAAUGUGGAGUGGGUGGACAUUCAGCACAGGAGGCUUGUAUGUAUAAUUGACAGCAUGGCAUGGGCUGUUGGGAGCACCUCAUUGUCUCUUUUUGCGUUCUGUAUCAGAGACUGGAGAUGGCUGACAGUGGCUGUCACGUCACCUUUACUGCUAUCCACAGUCCUCUGGUGGUGGGUUCCAGAGUCAGCUCGGUGGCUGAUAGCCAAUGGGAGGCCAGAAAAAGCUCAUUAUUAUCUUCAUAGAUGUGCUGUCAUGAACCGCAAGGAGGAAGUUAUCUCAAGAAUCAAGCCUGAGGCUCUCUCUAUAAUAGUUAAAGAUGAGGGAAAGAAAAAUUAUUCGUACCUGGACCUUGUAAGAACCCCUAAGAUGAGGAGAUUGGCUCUGCUCACAGGAACCAUAUGGUUUUGUGUUGCCACUAUAACCUAUGGUAUAAGCCUCAACAUCACAGGAUUUGGACUAAAUAUGUACCUCACUCAGUUUGUGUAUGGAGCCAUUGAGGUUCCAACUAAACUGAUGGUAUACUUCCUGCUGGAGAAGAUUGGCAGACGUAAAACUGAAGCAGGAGCUCAGCUUCUGGCUGGAAUCAGCCUCAUGAUUAACAUAUUCAUACCCAAAGAUCAGUGGGUUGGUCGUACUGUGGUGGCAGUACUAGGUAAAGGUUUCGCAAUUGCUGCUUUUUGUACAAUUUUAUUAUACACCUCGGAGCUUUACCCAACCGUCCUCAGACAAAAUGGGAUGGGCUAUAACUCGUUCCUGGGCCGUCUGGGUGUGUCUGUGGCUCCUCUAGUUCUGCUUUUGGACAGUUUUUGGGGCCACUUCUCUCAGACGAUCCUGUGUUCUGUGGCACUCAUUGCUUCUGUGGUGGCCUGGCAGUUACCUGAGACACGAGACCAGUGUCUGCCUGAGACUAUAGAGGAUGUCGAGGGUACUAGGAAAAAUCUCAUUAAAGAUCAUGACAAGCGGGAGGACGAGGAGAAAAUGACAACAAAUGAACCCACUGAGGACCACUGAGAUUGUGCGUACAUUAAAUUUAAUUAAAAUAGUUUAGUGUCACGAUCAGAUCCCAUGAGAGUAAAUGGGCACAAAAAACUUGAAAGAACAAUUCCAAAGUUCUUCUAAAAUAUGUUUUAUUAGUUCUACAAGGAUUUACAACUUUCUCCAGUGCCAUGUAAUAAUUACAGAUAUUUUCUAAGAAUAAAUGAAGGUGUGAAUGAA